This is a messenger RNA of Trachymyrmex septentrionalis, 1448 nucleotides long. RefSeq names its product cytochrome P450 4V2-like. NCBI's taxonomy places the organism in Eukaryota, Metazoa, Arthropoda, Insecta, Hymenoptera, Formicidae. Bases 54 to 1448 code for a protein of 464 amino acids. The transcript is spliced from 12 exons. The record is from RefSeq and is a predicted model, not a curated record. Gene Ontology annotation, molecular function: iron ion binding; heme binding; oxidoreductase activity, acting on paired donors, with incorporation or reduction of molecular oxygen.
UAAUGUAGUAUUGUCUUAGUAUAUUUUUAUUUUAUUAUUACUGUUCGAGUACUAUGAUAUUUUUAAGUAUUGUAUUAAUAACUUUGGCAUAUGUUGCUAUAAGAUACUACAUUCGGAAUUAUUGUCAUCUGACAUACGUUACAAGUGAAAACAUUCUGCCAGGCCCGAAAAAAUAUAUGACAAAGUAUCUUCAUGGGAAUCCUGACGAGUUACUAAAUAUUUUAUAUAUACUUGGAAAGUAUUUUUCAUCCCCAUUCCAACUAGUGAAAAGGUUUGUUGUAGUAUACGAACCAAAUCAAAUAAAGACUGUCCUAAAAAGCCGACAUUGCUUAGACAAAAAUAUAAUAUUCUAUAAAUUUGCAGAAGAAAUAUUUGGCACAAAAUUAUUAACAGCUUCUGAAUCUAUAUGGAAUCAAAAUCGAAAAAGAAUAGCUCCAGGCUUUAGUCUGAAUAUGUUGCAAAGAUUUUUUAAUACAUUUGUUGAAGAAUCUUUAAUGUUGACGAACAAAUUAGAAAAAGUUGGAAUAAAUGAAAACGAAAUUAUCUUCCUUGAACAUAUAGCAACAUGUGCUUUAGACAUUGCAUGUAGCACUAUAAUGGGCACCAAAAUGGAAUCAAAUAAAAAAGAUCAAUAUUUCAAAACAAUUGUGAGAUUGAAAGAAAUUUUGAGAUAUAAGAUGUAUUCUGUAUGGAAUGAGUCUUGGUUUGACAAAAUUAUAUUUAAUUUUACUACUUUGGGACGGGAACAACAAAAGACUUCAAAGUUGAUGCAUUCUCUUAUUAAUGAGAUAAUACAGCAACAACUACAUGAAUUAAAUAAACUGCAUAAAACUGAGACGAAAACUGACCCAAAUAAAACGUUUUUCAACAUUCUAAUGGAAGCAUUUCAUAAAAAAAACUUUACACAAGAAAUGAUACGUGAUAACGUAAUUACAAUGAUUACAUUGACCACUGAUAAAAUUACUAUUACAAUAAAUUUUGUUAUCUUCAUGUUAGCAAAUUUCCCAGAAAUACAAGAAAAAGUAUAUAAAGAAUUGAUGACAAUUUAUGGUACGGAAAUGCCAAUAUCUGCACCAGUUAAAUAUGACGAUUUACAACAGAUGCAUUAUUUGGACCAAGUUAUCGAGGAAACGAUGAGACUUUUUCCUACUACACCUAUAAUUGGCCGACGACUAACUGACGACGUAAAAAUAGGAAAUUUUAUUUUACCAAAAAAUACUAGUAUUAUAAUAGGACUUAUAUUGAUGAACCGACAAGAACAAUACUGGCCAAAUCCAUUGAAAUUUGAUCCAGAUAGGUUUUUGCCAAAAAGAAUAAAGGAUUGUCCUUCAAAUUAUCACAUCCCUUUUAGUGAUGGACCAAGGAAUUGUAUAGGAGGUCCAUAUCUGCGAUCACACAACUGCGUGAGGAAAAGGAAAAUCCUCAAAUCAUGGAAAGAAAUCAUUUAG